AUGAAACACUUACCUUCCCACCCCUUUCCCUCUCUCUUUCUCCCGUCUAUCUCUUUCUCUUUCACUCAAAGCUGCGUGGAGGUGCGUCUGGGCAAGCACAACAUUGCCAGGACUGAGGGUAGCGAGCAGUUCAUCUCUUCUUCCCGCGUCAUCCCCCACCCCAACUACAGCUCCUACAACAUCAACAAUGACAUCAUGCUGAUCAAGCUGAGCAAGCCCGCCACCCUCAACACCUACGUGCAGCCUGUUGCUCUGCCCACCAGCUGGGCCCCCGCUGGCACCAAGUGUGUCGUCUCUGGAUGGGGAAACACCAUGAGCUCCACCGCCGAUAGCGACAAGCUGCAGUGCCUGAACCUCCCCAUCCUGUCUUUCAACGACUGUGACAACUCCUACCCUGGUCAGAUCACUAAUGCCAUGUUCUGCGCUGGAUUCCUGGAGGGAGGCAAGGACUCUUGCCAGGGUGACUCCGGUGGCCCCGUGGUGUGCAACGGUGAGCUGCAGGGUGUUGUGUCCUGGGGAUAUGGGUGUGCUGAGCCCGGUAACCCCGGUGUCUACGCCAAGGUAAGAAUAUAG
Coregonus clupeaformis (lake whitefish) is the source of this 573-nucleotide messenger RNA. RefSeq names its product trypsin-2-like. NCBI's taxonomy places the organism in Eukaryota, Metazoa, Chordata, Actinopteri, Salmoniformes, Salmonidae. Gene Ontology annotation, molecular function: serine-type endopeptidase activity. Gene Ontology annotation, biological process: proteolysis. Bases 1 to 573 code for a protein of 190 amino acids. The record is from RefSeq and is a predicted model, not a curated record. The transcript has 3 exons.